GGCCUCAAAGAAGAAUUGCAAGAAGAGUUUUCGCUCAAUCGCGGACCUUCACUUUUUGGGCGAAGGCCGGUAGGAACUUAUCUAGCCGAACCCCUUAAUCGAUUAGAAAGAGGGCAAGAACUAGCCCAAUCUGCUCACGUUCUACAAAAAACUAGUCGAGAUUAUACUGACCUAAUUGCGGCUAGUAAGGAUGCUUUGGAAAAGAAGAAUAAGGAAGUAGAAAAUAAAGCACAAGAAAUAGAAGGGAUAAAGAAAGACGCAGAAAAGAAAAUAGAACAAAAAACCAAAGAAUUUCAGACUGCUUAUAACAAAGAAAACAAGGAUUGUAUAAUUAACGAAACAACAAAUCAAAAAAAGCAAUUAGAACGAGAAAAAGGAGAGUUAGUUGUAGUUCAUGCGAGAAAGGUAAGAUCUUUGGAGGAAGAGAAACAAUCAAUCCAAGAAGAAAAGGAAAAGUUUAGAGAAGAAAAUUUAAAUCACGAGAGAAAAAUAAAAAAUCUCACUGAGCAAAGCAUCACUUUAACUAAUCAAUUAAGCAGUACUCAACAAAAUUUAAA
Messenger RNA from Racocetra persica, 557 nucleotides. The record is from the annotation of a GenBank genome assembly. Lineage: Eukaryota; Fungi; Glomeromycota; Glomeromycetes; Diversisporales; Gigasporaceae.